AAGGUUGUGCACAAUCAGCACAACAAAAUAAAACAUUUAUUUAUACGUAUUUUUGAAAAAAAAAAAUGAAUAUAUUUAUUGCGUUGAUCUUUUUGCUGGGUGCUGCGCGAACUGGCUGCGGAGCGAGCUUAAACUUGAAUCAAUCGCUGCCCGAGGUGCAUAAUAGUAGAUUCUAUUACUUUGCCUUUGGAAGCAAUAUGUUGGCGCAACGCAUUCACAUUCAAAACCCCACUGCUGAAAUCGUGGGUCCCGUUACGCUUGAAAAUUACCGCUUGGAUUUUGCAACGCUGCCCUUUGACAGGUGGGACGGGGCUGUGGCUACCAUUGUGCCGACGGAGGGUUCUAUUCUCUGGGGCACGCUUUGGGAAAUAGAUGUGAUUAACUUGGCGGACAUAGACAACCAGGAAGGUGUUCACCUGCAACUUUACAGACCCAUCACCGUGCAUGUUAAGCUGCACGGCAAUGACACGGACACUGAGAUUCCCGCGAGGGCUUAUGUACUAGUGCAUCAGCCUGAGAACAAUGUGCAUGCCUUUGCGCCAAAUAUGGUGCCCGAGGAUCGACAGCCCUCUAAAACGUAUCUACAGGUACUUGUCAAAGGUGCCAUUGAAAGCGGUAUUCCGGAGAGUUAUAUCAAAUUUUUGAGAAGCAUUAAACACAAUAGAAAAACGGUUAAAAAGCUGGAGCAGGCUCUUCAGGUACAAUCCGUGGACUUGUAAAUAAAAAAUGCCAACUCAACGUAAAGAUCUAAAACGAAUGGCAAAGGGUGUUAAGUAUUUUAUAAUGGGUUGUCGUCUGUUCUACUUUUUACUUUAACUGUUCUUUAAAAUUAGCCGAGUUUCAAGCCAACGAUUGAAAAUUACUUAUUGUGUUGUGGACAAUGAAGAAUGGCAACGCAACUUUUCGAAAGCAACUGUUCCCAAUUCGUAGUCGAUUUUCAAACCCCCAAUAGCUAAAGCUUAGUUUUCACGUAGCAGAUUUUCAAACCUACAAAAUCUAAAGCUUAGGCUUCUACGUAAAUGAACAGCUGUUAAUUUUAUAUAAUAAGAUUAAGUAACAUAGACAGAAUAUAAUUCAUCGAAAUUUAGUUUGCCAUCUAAGAUUUUUCUUAACGGUCUUUAUUUAUAUAAAUUAGUUGUAUUUUGUCUGAGUUAAUUAUUGAAAAAACAACUUGAAAAAUAUAUAUAUAUUACAUUUUG
Molecule: messenger RNA, 1199 nt
Organism: Drosophila novamexicana
Lineage: Eukaryota; Metazoa; Arthropoda; Insecta; Diptera; Drosophilidae
Product: gamma-glutamylcyclotransferase-like
Exons: 2
Coding region: 66-719 (217 amino acids)
Molecular function (GO): gamma-glutamylcyclotransferase activity
Source: RefSeq, a predicted model, not a curated record